UAAGUGACUUAAAGUACUUGCUCGAACUAAGCAACAGCAGCAGCACAAGAAGAAGAAGCGGUGGCCGGUGUGAGGUGGGACUUGGGAGAGAGAUUGUACAGAGGAAGCACGGAAGAAUGAAGAAAAUCCCUCUGAUUCUGAUGGGAUGCGGAGGGGUUGGACGCCAACUCCUCCAGCACAUCGUCGCCGGCAGAUCUCUUCACUCUAAACAGGGCGUGCAUUUGCAAGUUCUAGGAGUAUGUGAUAGUCAGUCAUCAGUUAUUACUUCAGAUGUGUUAACAACAGAGCUAGAUGACACAUUUUUAGCUGAAGUUUGCCGUAUCAAGUCCGAGGGCUCUCCUUUGCUUGCACUGAGGGAUAAAGGGGAAUGCAAAAUAUCUUCUGGAGCAGAAGCAGUGAGAACGAUCAUUGAUGUUGCAGCUCUUUUGGCUCGAUCUACAGGUUUGGCAUUUGUUGAUUGUUCUGCCAGUUCAGAGACAAUUGGGGUACUAAAACAGGUUGUUGAUUUGGGUGGUUUUAUUAUCAUGGCCAAUAAGAAGCCACUUACUUCUUCAAUGGAAGAUUACCAACAAUUAUUUGUUCAUCAACGACAUGUUCGGUUUGAGUCAACUGUUGGUGCUGGCCUCCCUGUAAUUGCAGCCUUAAACCGUAUGAUUUCAUCUGGAGACACUAUUUACCGUAUAGUUGGGAGCUUAAGUGGUACACUGGGCUUUGUGAUGAGCGAAGUUGAAGAUGGAAAACCAUUCAGCGAAGUUGUAAAAACUGCUAAAAGCCUUGGUUAUACAGAGCCAGAUCCUCGUGAUGAUCUUGGUGGCAUGGACGUAGCAAGAAAGGCUUUGAUUCUUGCUCGGCUCCUUGGCAGGAAGAUCAACUUGGACAACAUUAAGGUUGAAAGCUUGUAUCCUGAGAAAAUGGGAGCUGCCACUAUGAAUGUGGAGGAUUUCUUGAAAAGUGGCCUUCCGGAGCUUGACAAGGACUUCCAGGAAAGGGUUCAGCUAUCUGCUUCACGAGGCAACGUGCUCCGAUAUGUUUGUGUCAUAGAUGAAUCAAGCAGGUGUGAAGUUGGUCUUCAGGAGCUUCCGAAAGCUUCUCCAUUGGGACGAUUAAGAGGAAGUGACAAUAUAAUGGAGAUAUACAGCCGAUGUUACAAAAACCAGCCGUUGGUUAUUCAAGGAGCUGGAGCUGGUAACGAUACUACAGCAGCUGGGGUCCUGGCCGAUAUCCUUGAUAUUCAGGACCUUUUCGCGAAAUGAUGCUUUUGAGUUUCUUCAGUCCAAUAGAGACACCUGAGGUUCGUCGAUAAUUGAGCUUCUUAAUCCGAAUGUUUUAGAAUCACUUAUUGAUCAUACUGUUCAAUUUUUGUUUUCUUGGGAUUUUGGUUUUCUACAUAGAACUUUUGGCAGCUAAAUGGGAAUAUGACUAAAAGGCUUGCUGUAUUUUUGAAAGGCAUUUAUUAGGCUUACCAAUAUACAGAUGACAAGUAGCAUUGUUUGUGGGCCCUUUGUGGUAUUAAACUUGGAAUUUUAGGCAGAUCUUCCUAA
This is a messenger RNA of Impatiens glandulifera, 1541 nucleotides long. RefSeq names its product bifunctional aspartokinase/homoserine dehydrogenase 1. NCBI's taxonomy places the organism in Eukaryota, Viridiplantae, Streptophyta, Magnoliopsida, Ericales, Balsaminaceae. Bases 117 to 1253 code for a protein of 378 amino acids. Gene Ontology annotation, biological process: aspartate family amino acid biosynthetic process. The record is from RefSeq and is a predicted model, not a curated record. Gene Ontology annotation, molecular function: aspartate kinase activity; homoserine dehydrogenase activity. The transcript has 12 exons.